UUUUUUUGUGUGCCGUACCCUCAAGCCGGAAGUUGUUGGUAUCCAUCAAAUAUUUCAUACGUAGCUAACUAACUGAAUUGAUGAUUUAUCGCCCAUCUAAUUGGGGUGCAUUUAUAACUAAUGCCUUCCCCAAAGAGUCAUAAAUGAAGAAAUUGGUGCCUCACAAGACCUAAUACUAGUAACGACGUUAUUCCCGCCGGCGGGUUGCCAUGGCUACUAGGAUGAAGUUAAAACUGAAGACUGUGUUUGUCCUCUACUUCAUGGUCUCACUUAUGGGCCUCAUCUACGCUCUCAUGCAGCUUGGCCAGCGCUGUGACUGUGCAGAGCAUGACAUGCCCAAGGACCGUACUAUCUCUCGUCUGCGGGGGGAACUGCAUCGGCUGCAGGAGCAGAUGAGGAAGGCUGAGCCCACCAAACUCCCCCAUAAACUAGCAGUGAAACCGGCCCAACCCACCAUCUACAUCAUCACACCAACCUACACCAGGUUUGUCCAGAAAGCAGAGUUAACCCGGCUUGCCCAGACGUUCCUCCAUGUCCCUCAGCUCCACUGGAUCCUGGUGGAAGACUCUCCCCAUAAAACUCCUCUGGUCUCUGGGUUCCUGGCCUCCAGCGGCCUGGCCUACACACACCUCCACACCCCCACACCACGCGACCGCAAACUACAGGAGGGUGACCCUAGCUGGUUGAAACCCCGCGGGGCGGAGCAGAGAAACGAGGGGCUGCGGUGGCUGAGAGAGGACAGGAGGGGGCAGCCUGGAGCAGACACACAGCUGGGGGUGGUCUACUUCGCUGACGAUGACAACACAUACAGCCUACAGCUCUUUGAGGAGAUGCGUGGUACCCAGCGUGUGUCUGUGUGGCCAGUCGGCCUGGUGGGAGGGAUGAGAUAUGAGAGACCUGUGGUCGAGGGGGGGAAGGUUGUACGCUUCCAUACUGGCUGGCGCCCCAGCCGCCCCUUCCCAUUGGACAUGGCUGGCUUCGCCGUGUCGCUCAAGCUGGUGAUAGCCAAUCAGGACGCAUGUUUUGACGGCGACGCACCGAUGGGGUUCUUGGAAAGCAGCUUCCUGCAGGGAUUGGUUACCAUGGACGAACUGGAACCUAAGGCGGAGAAUUGUACAAAGGUGUUGGUGUGGCACACGCGGACAGAGAAGCCCAAGAUGAAACGAGAGGAAGCGCUUCAGAAACAAGGCCUGGGGUCUGAUACUGCUGUAGAGGUGUGAGGACAACACACACACACACACACACACACCUACAACUACACACACCCACUACAUCUGCUUUAAAACUUUCCAUGCGUCUGAAAAAGGCUCCCUGUAUAGUGCAAUACUUUUGUCCAGAGCCCUAUGGGUCUCUAGCUGUAAGGGUACACUUAAUGGGUCUCUAGCUGUAAGGGUUCACUUAAUGGGUCUCUAGCUGUACGGGUUCACUUAAUGGGUCUCUAGCUGUACGGGUUCACUUAAUGGGUCUCUAGCUGUACGGGUUCACUUAAUGGGUCUCUAGCUGUAAGGGUACACUUAAUGGGUCUCUAGCUGUACGGGUACACUUAAUGGGUCUCUAGCUGUACGGGUUCACUUAAUGGGUCUCUAGCUGUACGGGUUCACUUAAUGGGUCUCUAGCUGUAAGGGUACACUUAAUGGGUCUCUAGCUGUACGGGUUCACUUAAUGGGUCUCUAGCUGUAAGGGUACACUUAAUGGGUCUCUAGCUGUAAGGGUUCACUUAAUGGGUCUCUAGCUGUACGGGUUCACUUAAUGGGUCUCUAGCUGUACGGGUUCACUUAAUGGGUCUCUAGCUGUAAGGGUACACUUAAUGGGUCUCUAGCUGUAAGGGUUCACUUAAUGGGUCUCUAGCUGUACGGGUUCACUUAAUGGGUCUCUAGCUGUACGGGUUCACUUAAUGGGUCUCUAGCUGUACGGGUUCACUUAAUGGGUCCCUUUUUUUCAAUUUUAGCCUAAAAUGACAUACCCAAAUCUAACUGCCUGUAACUCAGGCCCUGAAGCAAGGAUAUGCAUUUUCUUGGUACCAUUUGAAAGGAAACACUUUGAAGUUUGUAGGAAUGUAGGAGAAUAUAACACAUUAGAUCUGGUAAAA
Messenger RNA from Oncorhynchus mykiss (rainbow trout), 2089 nucleotides. RefSeq names its product beta-1,3-glucuronyltransferase 3 (glucuronosyltransferase I) (gene b3gat3). Lineage: Eukaryota; Metazoa; Chordata; Actinopteri; Salmoniformes; Salmonidae. Gene Ontology annotation, cellular component: Golgi membrane. Gene Ontology annotation, molecular function: galactosylgalactosylxylosylprotein 3-beta-glucuronosyltransferase activity. The record is from RefSeq and is a predicted model, not a curated record. Gene Ontology annotation, biological process: carbohydrate metabolic process; chondroitin sulfate proteoglycan biosynthetic process.